Symbiodinium natans is the source of this 4506-nucleotide messenger RNA. NCBI's taxonomy places the organism in Eukaryota, Dinophyceae, Suessiales, Symbiodiniaceae. The record is from the annotation of a GenBank genome assembly.
AUGGCCAGCUCCGGCUACCGAGAAGGCAGGGCAACGGCCCCAAGCAUCGAGUGCGCUGGCGGCCAAGGCGGCCAGGGCCAAGGCGAGGAGUUCCAGGACAUCGUGGACUCGCCAUAUGGCGCCGUGCACGCCGAGAUGAUCAGCGGCGAGGGUGAGGACGAGGAAUUCACCAUAACUGGCGACCCGAGCAAUGCUGCAGAUACAGCCUUCGACAGCCAGGUGGAGGCUCUCCAGGAUGCCGUCCUGGAUGACUCCUUCCAGGAGAUGCUGAAUGCGUUCUGCAGAGAGCACUGCCAUCACUUCGAGGACACUGAGGAAAACAAGCUUGUCUACACGCAGCUUUUCAAUCAGUAUUCGGAGCUCAUUGAAGGGCACCUGGAACGGCAAAUGGUAAAUGCCAUCCCCGGCUUCUCCAUGGCCUCGUUCCUCGAAGAGCUUUCUCAGAGAGGUGAGGAUGAGAUCGACGCUGCAGUUCUCGAGCUGCUGAUCUCUUUGACAGACUUCAUGUCCUUCAAACAGCAGAUGCUCAUGGUGAAGGCAGGCGAUGCCGGACUAUCCUUGGCCGGGACUGCUUCGCUAAUCCAUGCGGACGAAGACGAGGAAGGCGAAGCAAGGCCGGACCUUGAUGGCCUCCUGACCGUCUCCCCGGCCAACGUGCCCACGGCUGAGAAUUCGGUUCCUGCGACGCCUGAUGGCCUGAGGAAAAGCUUGGUGACACAUUUUGCGCUUCUUGGAACCCUUCCGCUCAGCUCCCUUGCGCAGCCAAGCAGCGCGGACCCCUGGGAUUCUCCCGGGCUUGCAAGCGCUGCGCAAGUCCCAGCAAGCCCAGUGCAUGCGGCAACCACAUCCACUUCGGCCUUAGUCAUUGGAGGCAUUGAGUUUUCGAGGGAAGAUGACAUCGAGAACAUGGAGAAGCUCUCCAACCUGUUCGGACAGGUUUUUUACACUCAUGUACUGUCGCCCGGGGAUGCUGCUGCAGAACAAGCAUGGCAAGCCUUGUCCUCCGACAUUUGGACGCUCGUGCAGCAUGCAAUGCAGAACCCUGCAAUGGCCCUUUCGGUGGCAAUGUGCUUGUACAACUAUUUCUGGUGGGAAGGGCCGCACAACACUGAACCAAAUGCCGUUGCCGGCUAUCACGCUGCAGAGCUUAUGUACCUAGCCGUGAGGCACGCACGCUGUCACGAACCCACCUUGAGCACGAUGGAUUUCUACGUCCUUCAGUGUCACCUGCGCUGGCGCUACCUGUUGAUGCUUGCCGGCGAAACGGGCCGCUACCUGGUCCUUCAGUCCAGGAGCCUCCGGCAUGGGAGCCAGAUGCUGUCACAGGCACGGUCUUGGUUUCGUGAGAUGCGAAAGCAACCGAACGCGGAGCUGCUUUAUGGCUUGAGCACCCAUGAGGUCAAUUUCAAUAUGGACUAUUACCCUGCAGCGACAAUGAGGUUUGGGCCCGUGUGGCAUGACCCCGUGAAGGUCCUGCCCGUCGCUAGCGUCCUAGAAGCAAACUAUGCAAUCAUCCGGUCGGAACUGGAGGGCAUCUUGAGGACGGGUACGUUUGAGAAUUUCGACCAGCAGACCCGGAAUGCUGAGACACAAUUUGGUCCCAGAGGGGAUGACUGGUUGACGGCGUACCUUUUCAGAAAGGGCGAGCCCAUCAAAGAGGUCUGCGCACAAGCGCCACGCACUUGCCAGAUCCUUCAGCAGCGGCCGGAGAUAGGCAACUGCAAGAUGGGCGGGUCUGGGGCAGGGUUUUUGCGAAUGAGACCUGGAGGAAGACUGAAGCCGCACUUUGGCAACGCGCCCCGGCUGAGUGUGCAUCUGGGCCUGAUCGUACCUGAUGGUGAGAUUUCAAUGUACGUUGGAUAUGAGGAGAUGAAGUGGGAGGAGGGAAAAGUCAUAGCAUUUGAUGACACGUUUAUCCACCAGGUCCUUCACAAUGGUGUCGAACCCAGAUAUGUCAUGAACUUGUGGAUGUGCCAUCCCUGCGACCCUUAUGAUGGCAAGCUCCCCGGGGAGCAGGUACGCAAGGCAAGAGACUAUCCCAUCAAGGAUGUCAUACUGCACGUUCAGAAGAUGGCAAGAUGGGUCGUCAUGCUUCGAGGUGAUGACGAGCGUGCAGGGUGUGCAGAGUCAAAGGCGCAGGACCUGGUGCAUGAAGUCAUCGCAAAGAAGUUCGUGGAGAGCUUUGAUCCAACAAGAGCCAAUGAUGGCAGCCGCCGCACAUGGCAGCAAGGCUUCAUAAAUGUUCGCCAAUACAGAGAUGCCAUAUACCGGCUCGCCAAAGAGCCCAAAGGCAGGCAGUCAGCUUGGAUCCAGCAAGUCUUGCGCGAGAUCGCGAAUGACGAGGCAUUCCAGCAAGAGCUCCUCGAACAUGAAGCCACCUCGGAUAGCUUUGCAGCGUUCACGGAAAAGAUGGAUGUUCUCCUGACCAAUUAUCUCAACGCAGCAAAGGCCCAAGUGGACGUCAGGGAGAGUGAGCAGAAUUUCUGCAAGCACGCGGCCUACAAGCAGCAUACGUAUCUGUAUGCGCAGGCAAUGCUUUGGCAACUGCGAGGCAAAUGCCCGCGUCAACACCAAGCACUACUUGCACUGAGUCAGGCAUUGACAUCUUGCGGUCUACAACGAUUUCCCUCUCAUGUCUCUCGUUUCGACCUAAGUCUCAGUGGGGAAGAAGACGCCAAAGAUCUUGUUGGCAUUCUCCUGUCAGUGUCUCGGCGAAGCGGCAAUGACCUCGCGGCCGAGGCUGUCAAAAUAUGCCGUGUGUUGGAGGGCCUCUUCGGAUUUCAGGACACUCGUACCCUCGUAUCUCCGAGCCUACAAGAGGACCGCUCGCCAAGCACUGAGGUGGCAUCUGACGCUGCUGAAUGGGGCGAACGAGUGUGCCCGGAUCCUGUGGAAUCGAGCCAUCAGAUGGGUGGGGGCUCCCCGGCCGCAUCAUCUAUCCGAUACAAUGCCACUGCCUGGACUGCCUCGUUCCAGGCGCCCUCGUCAGUCUGCCAUGAGAACGAGGGUGAUGUUGAGGAAGACAAAAACAGUCAGCGCCUGGAUCCAACCAGAGGAAAAAAAGGAGUCCAGUGGCAGCUACGCAGCCCGCAGAUCUUCAACAAGCUGCUGGUACAGUUUGUUGACCCUGAAAACAAGUUCCGGGCAGCCGAACAACGGCCAUAUGCCAAGCUACUGGCAAUCGUGUGCCACGAUGGCCUUGCCUCGCAUGAUGAGACAAUGCGUCAGUCGGCUUUCGAGGAAGUCCAGGAGACAGCCUCUGAACUGUGUGCCGUCUACGAAGUCACACACAGUGACAGGGCAUUUGUCGUUCAGGUGAAAGACCUGACCCAACGUGUCCCACAAUCAUCUCCGCUGGGUUGUGCUGCGAGCCUGUGUUGGCUGAAGCACCACGGAAUGGGCCCGCGGGUGCCUGGACGUGAGCGGUUGCGUCGCAUCUCCCAGCCGGUGGUGGCUCACUUUCUCUUGAAGGCGUGCCAGGUGCACGACCAACAGUUCAUGAGGAUUCUGAAUGUCGCCGAGUACAUGCUGGAGCAGCUCGAAUCCGCAGACUCCGAGGAGGAAGAAGAUGAGGUGAUGCCUUGGUUGCCAGGGCGAGACCAGCAUACCGGUACGACUCGGCCUGAUGCCCCGGACAUCAAACGGAAGUGUUUCCACUACGUCCUGGAACUUUUUGUGCACCUUGCCAGGGAGAGCUCCUGCGUGCCCGAGGUCGCACGCGUCCUCGCCAGGAGAUGCUCCAGCACUGGUUGGAGCUCCGGACAGCUGCAGAGCUUCUUGCAAAACAUCUUCCGUUCCUGUGGACAAUGUGACUACACUCCGGCCUUCGGUGUUGCAGUUAUGCGGUUGCUGGCAUCAGACACUGUUGGUGGGGUCUGCGCAGCCACGGAGGAUCAACGCAAAUUGGCUAUCGACUUCUUGAAGAAGGUGGGCCUCUCUUGCCAGGAUGACCCCGGGUUGAAGACGCACUUCGAGCAGGCCAGGGAGAAAGUAAAGCCCUUUCUCAAAAAGGCCACGGACUCCCCAAGAGACGGGGGCCACGGGAGCAAGGUGGCGGGCCAGACUGUUGGCCUGAAAAGAGAAGGUUAUUUCGAGGACCAGCAGACCAAGAAGGUGAAACCAUCUCCAAGGCCAUCAUCAAGCCAACCUGCACCGUCACCGGUGCCGUCACCGGUGCCGUCUCCUGCGCCAACGCAACCGGACACUAGCCAGGACGACUUGCCCCCGCAACUUCAGGCGCUGCAGGGCCGGUGGAAGCGGGAGAUUGACAACAUGACGGUCCGAGUCAAGGGAAGCAUCGCCUCGUUUGGAAAUGGGCAGCAGAUGCCGCUCCUUGCGAGGCCAGACAUGAAAGUGCUGCUGGGCGGCAAGUGGACCGCGACGGUCACCAGCCAACAACCACAGAGGAUCACAUGGAGUGGAGAACAGAAUGGUUAUGUUCGCCUUAUCAACUGGUCCUUCCUAGGCGCUGGCAGUGGUUUCAAGCUCCACGGCGAUGCGUCUUAG